AUGCGAAACGGGUUGACAUUCGCUGCAUUGGCAGCUCUUGUGUCACCAUUGUUCAGCUAUGUUCUUCCAAACACGGUAAAAUCACUCGGUAUUGCAGUGUUUGAGGAGCUGGAUAUGGUUUCCGCCAGCAAAGACAAUGACCCAGCGUGGUUGGAGGAAUUAGCAGAAGGGUUAAUUCAGCCAAAUAAUCUAGACACUGCUCCUCCAACGUGGCCUAGUAUCUCUUCGAAUAGCGAGGCUGAUGCAGCCACUCAUCCUCCCAGUACACCCACAGAUGAACCAAGCACGCAGUCUGCUGCUCUACCUACCAGCCAGACAACUAGUCCAGUGGUUGUAACUAACAGUCAAACAUGCCCAUCUCCUUCUCCAAAGGCUGCUGGUCCAUACUGGCUGGACGAUCAGGACCACAGUCAAUCAGGAGCUGGUCAUGCUCCAUACAUCCCUAAUUCCAAUAUGUAUCCGGUUUACCGCAAUGUAAUGGACUACAACGUCAACAAUGAUGGUUCAGGAGAUCAGACAGCGAAGCUGCAAAAUGCAAUUGACACCGACGGGAAUGGCGGAACAAGAAAAGGGAAUGGAGUAACUCGCUACCCAGCUGAAAUUUUCCUACCUGGAGGUGUUUAUGUCCUAGGAAGUACACUGACUCUGACUGUUGGAACUAUCAUUGUCGGUGAUCCGCAGAACCCACCCAUCAUCCGGGCUUCACCAGGAUUCCGCGAUCAGUUCUUGGUCAUGGGGUAUGAUAAGAACAAUGGGAAUCCAGAGACUAGUUUCAUGACUCUGGUGAAAAAUGUCAUCUUCGACACUACAAUGGUUUCUCCGGAUCAGAAGAUCACUGCUUUGCAAUGGGGCGUUGCGCAGGGAUCGGGCUUGACGAACGUACAGGUUCGAAUGCAGACACAUUCUAUGCACACUGGUAUUGACAUUGUGGCUGGAUCUACGAUUGCUGUUACCGAUGUGACAAUCAUCGGAGGAGGAACUGGCAUCAUCAACUCCAACCAACAAGUCAACUUCAAGAACAUCCAUUUCAUCUCAUGCGGUACUGCAUUCGAAGCAAAGGGUGGAUUCACCGUUCUUCUUCAAGGUGCUACGUUUGAGACUUGUGGGACAGGAAUCAACAUGACAGAAAAUGGACUGGGUAGUCUAGUUUUGCUAGACUCAGAGUCGGUCAACUCAGGUCCCGUCGUGCGGUUCCACGAUUCAUCGAGGGAUACUGGUAAUCAGAACAGUCAAUUCAUCAUCGAAAACCUUACGCAUGACACUGAUAACCCUAUUGCUGUUGACAGCGAGGGAACAGUUCAUUUGGGCCCAAUGGGACGCGUUGAUACCUGGCUCUGGGGCACAGUCUCUCCGGGUACCUACAAGACGGGUCAGAGCUUGACUACACAGCGCCCACCUGCCUUACUCGUGAAUGGACAAUACUUCACCAAGGCCCAGCCGACUUAUGCGCAAUAUAGUGGUGAUCAGAUUGUCAACAUCAAAACCGUAUCUGCAUUCCCUGUAAAGGGUGAUGGUAUGAACGAUGACACACAUGCCAUCAAUGCAAUCCUCGCCCAGAACGCUGCCAGCUGCAAGAUCACCUACAUCCCCUUCGGUGUCUACAAAGUUUCCGAUACGAUCUUCAUUCCGGUUGGAUCACGGCUAGUUGGUGAGGCAUGGCCUGUCAUCACUGGGUAUGGUGAUUUGUUCAAAGACCAGAUCAACCCGCGGGCGAUCGUGAAAAUCGGUAACCCAGGUGAUGUCGGCACAGUCGAGAUCCAAGAAAUGCGUUUCUCAGUCUCUGAAAUCCUCCCCGGUGCAAAGAUUAUCGAGAUCAAUGCUGCUGGAGCCCAGCCUGGAGAUGUCGGACUGUGGAAUACCCUCGCCACAGUGGGCGGAACCGCGGAAACAAGUAUCUCAGAUAUCUGCAUCUCCCAAGAUGCAAAGGAUUGCAUGGCCGCAUUCAUGGUGAUGCACCUGACCGAAAGCUCAUCAGCCUACAUCGAGAACUUCUGGGGCUGGACAGCAGACCAUAAUCUAGACAGCAAGACUAUCUUCACAAUCAUCUCAACAGGCCGUGGCAUUCUAGUCGAAUCAACAAAGGGCACCUGGCUGACAGGAACCGGAUUUGAGCACCACUGGCUAUAUCAAUACAACUUUCACAAUGCAGCGAACGUCUUCGCUGGCCUCCUCCAGACAGAAACUCCCUACAUGCAAGGAUUCGGCGAAUUUGAGAAAGCCCCAGCGCCCUGGAUAGCAAACCCAAGCUACGGAGACCCAGACUUUAGCUGGUGCGGAGCAGACGACCAGAAGUGCCGCACAGCAUUAGCGACCAACAUCGACGGCGGCUCGAAUAUUGCUCUACACAACUCAGCUGCGUGGGCUUUCUUCGACGGAUACUGGAACGGGCUGUAUAAUGAGGCUUGUGUUGGCAAGUGCCAGUCUAAUAUGAUGCGGGUGUCUAAUAACCCACAGGAUCUAGUCUGGUACUCUAUCAGCACAAGAAUGACUGACACAAUGGUGCUUGAUGGGAAGAGUAAUCCUAAGGAGGCUGACCAUCCUGGUGGGUGGGAAGCUAUCAUUCAGUCAUAUCAGUUCUCGCCGUGA
This is a messenger RNA of Penicillium taxi, 2586 nucleotides long. RefSeq names its product Pectin lyase fold/virulence factor. Lineage: Eukaryota; Fungi; Ascomycota; Eurotiomycetes; Eurotiales; Aspergillaceae. Bases 1 to 2586 code for a protein of 861 amino acids. The transcript has 4 exons. Gene Ontology annotation, molecular function: polygalacturonase activity. The record is from RefSeq and is a predicted model, not a curated record.